AUGACAACUUUCAAUUCAGCCAGUGGUAGUGUUGCUAGACUUGGGAAAUCCAAAUACCUCGCUGCAAAAUACUUUCAAUACGCCUGCGCUGCUUCUGGCAUUGGGUGUCUCGUUCUUUUCCUGUGCGGCCUAGCAUCCGCAGGAUUCCUCCCUCCAAUCAGACCAAGUUUGACUGCAGAGCAAACCACCAAGCACUACAGAGACCACAAAACAGGGGUAAAGGUCGCUGUCAUCUUCUUGAUGCUCUCUGGGAUGUUUUAUCUACCAUUUACGGCGGUCAUAUCCGGACAGAUUAGACGAAUUCCCAAUCUUCACUCUUCGGUCCACUCUCUGCAAUUGGCUGCAGGUGCAGCGGGUAUAUUUACCUUUCUUAUACCACCAAUGAUUCUUGCCGUCAUCACAUACCGCCUCGACCGCAACCCCGAAAUCACCCAAGUUCUAAGCGAUCUGUUUUUCAUCAUCGCUCUUAUACCAUGGCCAACAUUUCUCAUUCAGAAUUUCGCUUUCUCCUACGCAGUCCUGGUUGACCAUCGAGAAAAGCCAAUCUUCCCGAAAUAUAUCGCUUUGGUAAAUGUCGUGUCACCCGUUCUUUUCGUACCCGGGAUUAGCAUGCACUUUGUCAAGUCUGGCCCUUUAGCAUGGAAUGGUGGAGUCAGUUUUUGGAUGGCAGCUGUGGCCUUUGGGAUUCAAGUCUGCAUCGAUUCAUUGUCUUUGAUGCGAUGUAUAACAAUAGAGAGCCAAGAAAAUGCCACGGAAAAUGAAUUAUCAACAAGAGAGCUAUAA
This is a messenger RNA of Hymenoscyphus albidus, 783 nucleotides long. NCBI's taxonomy places the organism in Eukaryota, Fungi, Ascomycota, Leotiomycetes, Helotiales, Helotiaceae. The record is from the annotation of a GenBank genome assembly.